This is a messenger RNA of Pecten maximus, 4740 nucleotides long. RefSeq names its product vascular endothelial growth factor receptor 1-like. Gene Ontology annotation, biological process: protein phosphorylation; multicellular organism development; positive regulation of kinase activity. The record is from RefSeq and is a predicted model, not a curated record. Bases 333 to 3185 code for a protein of 950 amino acids. The transcript has 20 exons. Lineage: Eukaryota; Metazoa; Mollusca; Bivalvia; Pectinida; Pectinidae. Gene Ontology annotation, molecular function: calcium ion binding; ATP binding; transmembrane receptor protein tyrosine kinase activity. Gene Ontology annotation, cellular component: signaling receptor complex.
AAAUACAAUCGGGUGUCGCAAUACCCUUCACACUUGACUGGGCAUUCAUGGUGUCUCUCUAGUGUAAACAGAGGGCCAUCGAGUGGCCAUAUUGGAAAGAAAAAUAGGAAAUAGCUGAACCUUAAAACAUAAAUCUGGACUGGCGGAUAGUGGUCACUGUCCACACCACGCACUGUGUCCUGGUCCGGGAGUCCUGCCUGUGGAAUCAUAAACCAUGGAUAUUUGAUACUGACAACAGUCCGGGGCCUGACUGAUCCCCCGUGAUAACCAGUGUGAUUUUGUGUAUAAUUCUGUUAUAAUGGAUUAUCUUACUUGUGUAAAGCGGUAGCAUUAUGACCAGUCGUGUUGUUGUCAUUGGACUAGCCAUCGUGUUGGUAUGCGCACGACGUCGGGCCGGUGGUUCGCCCGGACUAGAUGGAGAUGACAGGCCGAGUCUGAGGGUGUCAGAUCCGGACGAGGGCGUGUACGUAACCAGUAAUGGAUCUAACAUCACCAUCACGUGUACGGGGGUGAACUUCGCCAAGGACUAUCAAGUUUAUUGGUCCAUACGGAAGCGAAUCCCGCCCAAGACCAUCACCAGCGCCGCCGAGAAGACCCCAUCAGAGCCGGCUAAGUACCAGGUGUCCCGAUCUUACUCUAACGAGGAGGACAAGUUUCAGCUGAAUGUGACAUCGAUCACCCAACAGGACAAGGGUCUCUAUAUCUGUUCUACCUACUACAGUGGCCGGUCGAUAGAGGGCGCUGUCGAGGUCCGGGUGGAGGAUGUUCCGUUUUUACACGUAUUCGCUAACAAUAUAUCAGCGUCUAUCGGCGGGAUGGCCGGACUUUCCUGUGAGGCCUCUGCCGUACCACCGAUACAAGACAUCAUCUGGCAAAGGAAUGGCGAGACCAUCAACAACGGAACGGACGAAAGAUUUUACAUCUUUAAUCGCGGGAGUGAGAUGAUUUUCACUAAACUGGUGAUUUUAAAUGUGACCAGUGACGACGAAGGAGUUUACACGUGUAUAGCCACGAACGACAAGGGCUGGUCAAGCCGCAAGGUGGCGCUAAAUACUAUCAUCACGAACUACAGCGAUGCCGCGAAGGACGAAGCUCUGUAUCAGGAGAUGGUGAAGAUCGUAGAACCGAGCCACUAUAAGUCCAAUGUUGUGGUGAUGGGUACCCUGAGGGUCACGUGCCUCGUCACAGGAUUCCCUUACCAACCUAAGAUGUACUGGGAAAUUGUAAGUUUCGGAACAGGACCGAUGUUGCAGCUAAUGGAUUCCGAAGAGAGGCAUUAUGAUGACGUCACGAUCACAACCUACGUCAUGGAGAACGCUACCGGGUUUUAUUAUAAUCUCAUGUACUACCCUGUAAUGUAUAACAACACCGGAAGUUACACGUGUCUGGUUCCUCAUCACGCAGGCGUCGACAAGGACACCAUCAACAUUACUGUAUCAGGCGCUCCGAUGGUCGUGGCGUCCCAGUUGUCGACAUAUGGACUUCUCGGCCAUCACAAGGUUGUUCUCAGCUGCUCAAUUUGUGCUAACCCCGCCCCAACUCUGGUGUUGUGGUAUUUUAAUGACCUGUUGAUAUCGGCGUCAUCAAGGAUAAAUCAAAGCCUCACCAAAGUGAAUUCUGUAGAGCUGAACGCCACACUAACAAUCAACACAAUCACUGAAAAUGACUUUGGUACAUAUACCUGUAAGGCCUACAACAGUAUCGCCCAUGGAAUGGCAGUACAGGUCAUACAAGAUGUUGACGAAUGCAGUUUUGAUCACGAUUGUGACCACGGCUGUGAGAACGGACUAGGUACAUACACGUGUACGUGUGACAACGGGUACAAACUACAGGCUGACAGUAAAACGUGUCAAGAUGUGAACGAGUGUCAGUUGACGGAGAAGGUGGCCUGUGAACAGCAGUGUACUAACUACAAUGGUAGCUUUCUUUGUUCCUGUCAUGAUGGCUGGGUCCUCGACGACAACGGGAAAACAUGUACCAACACGAACGAUAACUCCGGCGAGAGUCCAGACGACGAAGCCAUUCAGGCAGAAGAGAUCUACUCCAUCGUUGGAGCUACAUCCGGGGCCCUACUCAUCAUCAUACUCCUGAUAUUAUGUAUCGUUUGGUGUCGACGGAAGAAAGACGAGGAGGAGAUGCCGAUGAAAGCCGUGUAUUCUGUCAACACUGGGUAUAGUGGAUCAAGCUCCGAAAUGAAUAUGACAAAGUACCACUCCACAAACACUAAGGACACAAAGAUAUCCCCAGCCGAUGAAUUCCCGCGCCAGCGGCUUCAGCUCGGUAUCGAUCUGGGUCAAGGUCGCUUCGGAAAAGUCAUGAUGGCACGAGCUUUGAAUGUUUCCGGUUUCGGCAAGUGGGAAAUGGUCGCUGUGAAAACGUGUAGAGACAGUGCGUCAGACCUUGAGAAAGAGGAUCUGUACCAGGAGUUAGAAAUCAUGAGGAGUAUCGACAAACAUCCAAACAUCGUCAGCUACCUGGGGUGUUGUACAAAACAAGACCCGCUAUAUAUACUGAUGGAGUACGUCCCUGGUGGCAAUCUUCAGUCCCAACUCCGGAAGUGCCGCCCAAGUCAGCUGGCGUCAUCCGGUGAGGACAUUAACACGCCCACAGUGAAGGAGCUGGAGACCCACGCCCUCCACGUGGCCAAGGGAAUGGUGUACCUGUCUUCUAUAGGGAUAAUCCAUCGUGACCUGGCGGCGAGGAAUAUUUUAGUCGGUCCAAACAGAAUUGCUAAGAUCUGUGACUUUGGACUGGCGCGGGAUGUGGAGGGCUCUGAUAUGUACGAACGUACAUCCAAGGGCCCGUCUCCUAUCCGUUGGAUGGCACCAGAGUCACUUUCGGACCAAUGUUUCACUCGGAAGAGCGACGUCUGGUCGUUCGGAGUUCUCCUGUGGGAGAUCGUUACAUUAGGUGCCACGCCCUACCCUGGUAUGACAGCAAGGGAGGUAAUCAAGUCAGUACUAAUCGGGAAAUGGUUACAGUGUCCACUCCACUGUCAACAGGAACAGUACAGCCUUAUGACUCGAUGUUGGGAUAUGGAGCCCAAGGAGAGACCAAGUUUCAGUGAGAUCGCCAAAGAGUUGGAAGUUUUUAUCGAGAGUGAAACAGACUAUUUAUCGUUUGAUAAUCUAGAGGAAUCUGAGUACGGCGUCUUAGAUCCGGACAAGGUCGACGAACGAGUGUAACCACUUCCGUCUUCAUGGAACUCCGGACAGUUUAAUAACUUCCGUUCACGUGAGAUUUAGGACAGUGUAAUAACUUCCGUUCACGUGAGAUUUAGGACAGUGUAAUAACUUCCGUUCACGUGAGAUUUAGGACAGUGUAAUAACUUUCGUUCACGUGAGAUUCCGGACAGCGUAACCACUUCCGUCUACGGGAGAUUUAGGACAGCGUUACCACUUCCGUCUACGGGAGAUUUAGGACAGCGUUACCACUUCCGUCUACGGGAGAUUUAGGACAGCGUUACCACUUCCGUCUACGGGAGAUUUAGGACAGCGUUACCACUUCCGUCUACGGGAGAUUUAGGACAGCGUUACCACUUCCGUCUACGGGAGAUUUAGAACAGCGUAACCACUUCCGUCUACGGGAGAUUUAGAACAGCGUUACCACUUCCGUCUACGGGAGAUUUAGAACAGCGUUACCACUUCCGUCUACGGGAGAUUUAGAACAGUACUAAAGACUCACCGGAAACAAUGUUGUUGAACAUUUGUAAAUUUGUGUUCUGUUAUUUAUACUUGAUGUAGAGUGAGAUGUUUGAUCUGUCUGACUACUAGACAGUGUUAUAUCUAUUGUUAUACACAGACAAGGAAACAACAUAGGCGGAAACACAAUCAGGAGACAUGGUACUGUAGGAGUGGGCUCUCUAACUGUGAUAUUUUAUAUACCACACCAUUUAUAGACUAUUGGUGUGUAACUAUCGAGAGAUUUGUGAUUCUCAAUCUGUUAUGUGUGUCAUCAACCAUUAUAGAUUAGUGACGUGUGGUAGGUAGUGAUCGACUCACAGCCUUAUAACGAGACAUUUACCUCUUCUAUGAAGGGGGCGUGACCCCUCCCGAUAGGGGGCAUAACUCCUCCUGAGAAGGGGUGUCACUCUGAGAAAGUGUAUAUAACUCCUCUAGAGAGGGGACAUAACUCCUCUAGAGAGAGGGGACAUAACUCCUCUAGAGAGGGGACAUAACUCCUCUAGAGAGGGGACAUAACUCCUCUAGAGAGGGGACAUAACUCCUCCUGAGAAGGGGUGUCACUCUGAGAAAGUGUAUAUAACUCCUCUAGAGAGGGGACAUAACUCCUGCUGGGAUAAAACUACCUAAACAGCGCGUUAGAAAACAAAUACAAUUCAGUCAUCAAACAAACAAUAUAUAUAUAUCAGUGUGCUCAGUGGCUACAGUGAGAUCUAAUAAUUCCGGUAAAAUGUGGCGUAUAUUUUGAAAUCAUGAGUGAUAUCUGGACAUGUAGUACGCUAUAUUUAUGACAUUAAAGUGCUGGUGUGUACAGGGUUAUCGGUGUGAGUGUGAGGUUGUGUGAAUGUUUGUAGUAAUUAUACCUGUAGUAAUUGUAGUAUACUGCCGCGUGAAGGGAUAGUAGCGGUAUCAGUUAUCUGCUGUGGAGUACCAACACUUGUAUGAAUUUACCAUAAUAAAUCCAGCAUAUAAUGUACUUUGUGUAAAGUCUUUAACGUCGAGAAUGAAAUUUCUGGGAUAAACGCAUUAAUACCGUGAAUAAAAAGUUAAUUUUACUUUC